Messenger RNA from Lymnaea stagnalis (great pond snail), 141 nucleotides. Lineage: Eukaryota; Metazoa; Mollusca; Gastropoda; Lymnaeidae. The record is from the annotation of a GenBank genome assembly.
GCCAAUGCCGAUGCUAUCAAGGCGGCUGGUAGUGCUAAAGGCAGGAGACAUAAUCUGACAAUGAGGCCAUCUGACGACCUGCAGAAACCAUCAGUGGAGUACACACGAGGGGCAGCUGAGGAUGACAGCAGCUCAUCCACA